AUGGGAGAUGUUGACAAUCCACAGUGUCUUGAAGGCACAGCGCUUUAUGCUGAUUUCCCUCGCGCUACUUCAAGCCUCCCUUCAGCAGACUGCAGGAGCGUACACUCCCAUUUUGAGGGAACAGCGUCUCCAGGGAUCAGGGGCUCCCUAGCGGUCUCGCCCUCUACUGGUGGCGCUAACCUGUUGCUCCCUCCUGAUGAGUCGAACUCGAGAUCAGCCGUGUCUCGCGAGGCCCUUGAUCGGGUGGCGGAGCUGGUGAAAAACAACGAGUUGUUUGCAUUUAUCAAGGGGUCACCAGAAGAGCCCCAGUGCGGAUUCAGCAGGGUUGUCAUACAGGUGCUACGCGCGUGCGGUGUUACUUCAAUCCCGUACCAGGAUGUCCUCUUGGAUCCUGAAUUGCGAGCAGCCGUUCGGGUGUAUGGGCAGUGGGAAACGUUUCCCCAGGUGUACAUACACCAAGAACUCAUUGGAGGAGCAGAUAUCCUUUUGGACAUGUUUAAAAAGCAAACACUGCAAGAACUGCUGCAGAAGCACAGCCUUGUUCAGGAGGACAGUGCCCACCCGUAA
This is a messenger RNA of Cyclospora cayetanensis, 567 nucleotides long. RefSeq lists its product as uncharacterized. The record is from RefSeq and is a predicted model, not a curated record. Bases 1 to 567 code for a protein of 188 amino acids. Lineage: Eukaryota; Apicomplexa; Conoidasida; Eucoccidiorida; Eimeriidae. The transcript is spliced from 3 exons.